CGCACCAUUGUUUCUGAUUGAGAUGCUAGGUUCUUGAGCUACUUUUGGAAGACGUUGUGGAGCAAGCUUGGAACGAAGCUCUUGUUUUUGACUACUUGUCACCCUCAAACGGAUGGGAAAACUGAAGUGGUGAAUCGUACUCUAUCUCAAAUGCUUAGAGCCAUCAUAAAGACAUGAGGAUUGUCUACCUCACGUGGAGUUCGCUUACAAUAGAGCCAUGCAUUCGACAACGAAGUAUUCUCCAUUCGAGAUUGUGUAUGGGUUCAAUCCUCUUACCCCAUUGAUACCUUUACCUUUGAAGGAGCAAGUAAACAUGGAUGGAGCUAAGAAAGCGGAGUAUGUGAAGAAUCUCCAUGAGAAGGCUCGGCUAAAUAUUGAAAGAAGGACAGAGCAGAUCUUGAAAAAUGUCAACAAGCAUAGAAAGGCUCGAAAUUUUGAAGCAGGAGAUUGGGUGUGGGUGCAUAUGAGGAAGGAAAGGUUCCCACAUCAAAGGAGAUACAAGUUGCUGCCAAGAAGUGAAGGUCCCUUUCAAAUCAUUUCGAAGGUUGGAACGAAUGCGUACAAGCUUGAUCUACCAGGAGAAUACGACAUAAGUGCAACCUUCAACGUUUCUGAUCUUGCACCAUUUCUGGAUGAUAAUUCAAUUUGAGGGCAAAUCCUUUUCAAGAGGGAGGGACUGAUGACUUGAUAUAUACACAUGUUUUUAUCCACCAUUCCUGUACCGUUUGAGUCUCAUCUCUCGUGUUUUAGACCGAUUUCACGCUAGGUUGUUCUUGUUUGUGAUAUUUCAGGUCCUAGUACGUGAAAGAAGGUUUGGGCACGAGUUCGGGGUCGAUUGGACGAAGUUGGGGCAUUUGACGAAAAGCUGGAAAAGCCACACGGGCACGCCUAAAAACCCACACGGUCGUGUGACCUGGCCGUGUGGCACCAAAUUGCACGGGCAAGCCACGCUGGCCGUGUAGGGGACCCCUUGUGGUCGUGUGGAAAGUCCAGGGAGCUCACACCGGCAUGCCUAAAAUCCACACGGCCGUGUGGUUUUGGCCGUGUAGCGUACCUGAAGCCACUUAAGUGAAACGCAGCGUUUUGCACACUCACACGGGCACGCCCAAAAAGCCACACGGCCGUGUGGUCGGGAAUUUAUGGGUUUUAACCCAAAUUCGAGCCAAAGGAGGGGGAUCGACUUUUUGGAGCAAAAACAGAGCCCUAGAGAGAGAAAGUGCGAAGAACACCCCCUAAGAGUGGUUUUGGAGCUGGAUUUCAUCAAUCAAGCUUGGAAAUCAUCCUUGGAGUGAAGAUCAUCAUCCUAGAGCAGAUUCUUCCCAUCUUGAUGAGUAUGACUGCUUUGUUUGCUAUUUUCCUCUCUCUCUCCCUCUCUCUCUCUCUCUCUCUCUAUGGAGUAGAACUCUCUCUCACUUGGGUAUGAAGAACCCUAGUUCCAUGUGUUAGGAAUCUUGAUUGUAAUUACGUUUGGAUUGUGAUAUUGCUUGAUUAUAAUCGAUUGAAGUGUUUUGAAUGAGUCAAUUGAAGUCUGAUAAUCUUUUAUUGAUUUCUGCUGCAACCUGAGAUAGAUAGAAUCUGAUUAGGUUGUUAGAGCUUCUUCAAUCAGUAGUAGUGAAUCGAUUAUACGAGAGUUAGUCGAUUCACUGCUUUGUACUGGAAUCUAAUUCCAGUAGUGGAGUUUUGUGUUCAUUGCCUCGGCGUUCUAUUCCUGUGAAGACUAGUCGUCUGCCGGGUAGUUUGACUGAGAGGGCUUGGUCAGCUUAAGAGAUUCCAAGCCACUGUCGGAUCUUCCGCAGUAUAAUCAGCAGUAAAACAACCAAAAGUAAUUACAACUGUGACCUAACUAAGGAGCUAUGGGGACUCAUUCCCGAGUGACUCUUCCUUUGCUUUAGAAAACCGAAUCUUUUCCUGCUUUCUUACUGCUUUUAGUUAAAACCACAAUCAAUCGACUUAGUUGGCUAGAUAAUAGAUAUUCAUGGAGUAC
This is a messenger RNA of Linum trigynum, 1984 nucleotides long. The record is from the annotation of a GenBank genome assembly. NCBI's taxonomy places the organism in Eukaryota, Viridiplantae, Streptophyta, Magnoliopsida, Malpighiales, Linaceae.